AUGAAAGCCUUUCUUUCCAUUACUCGCUCAUCCCCCCCGUUUUUCCCCUUCCCGUGUCUCUUUUCUCUCUCCCCCCGCUGCUUCCCCCUUUUACCCCUCUCCAUAUUUCUCCUGGUGGCAGGCGCAAUCCAGUCAGAGGCCAAGGUGUUCACAGUGGGAGGCAGUGGGUUGAGUCCGUGGGGAUUCGGCGUGAAGAAGUGGAAGCCCAAGGGCGUCAUUCACGCCGGGGACACUCUCGUGUUCAAGUGGACUGGCGUGCCGCACGACGUGUGGAUCAUGAACAGCUUGGACGCGUACAACAACUGCAACUUUGGUGCUGCCACUAAGAAGACCGGCAUCACAAGCGCGGGGAAGUACAAGUACAAGGUGCCAGCGUCAGCCAAGGGCACAUCCAUUCUCUUCUCAUGCAGCGUGCCUGGGCACUGCUCUUUGGAUAACAUGAAAGUGGCAGUACCAAUCCACGCUUGA
Messenger RNA from Closterium sp. Naga37s-1, 468 nucleotides. NCBI's taxonomy places the organism in Eukaryota, Viridiplantae, Streptophyta, Zygnematophyceae, Desmidiales, Closteriaceae. The record is from the annotation of a GenBank genome assembly.